AUAAGGUCCGUUGAAGCCAAGGAGUAUUUUCAGGUAUGCCCAUCAAGUAAUUAAUUUAGCACCAAGAAAUAAUCUAGUGAUAUAGGCAGCAAAUUGAGUGCAUUUCUCAUUAGCUACUAGCCUACUACACCAGUCAAAGUGCAGUAAUUUCCCAAUAUGGGAAGUAACUCAAGUAAGACAUUUGUGGAACACCUCCAGCACCAGUCUAACAUAGGAACAAAUAGUAACAAGGAUAUCUUAGUCUAACGGUUAAGAACUUAAGAUUAAUGUGCAGUGAACGAUAGGUUACAAAUUAGAACCCCUUCACCUUCUUUCUACUUUGUACUACCUUCAUGGCUCAUAUGGAUAAAAAAAAAACCAACAAAUAAUCUAUUAUAAAAGAAUUUCUUGUCAACCUCUUUCUGAUAUCAUCUAUCUAUCUGAUUCGGAACGGAAGAACUUGCAUCAGUAUCUCAAUUUCAAAGGUUACGCAGCAGUAUAAUUGAGGAAAUCAGAAACAAAAAAAUGGGGUUUACCAUUACCAUUACUGCCACCUUAAGUCAAGUCCAACAGCAACACAAUAUCUCUCCUAACAGUAACAACAUCUCUCUUAAGCAAUUUCACAAACAGGUGGUUGAUCCCAUUGUUCCAUGGACCUCUUCCAUAGCUCAUCUCUGUAAAAAUGGCAAACUUUCUGCAGCAGUAAAUGAAUUCACUCGAAUGCGAAUUUCUGGCAUUGAACCUAAUCACAUUACUUUCAUCACUCUUCUCUCUGGCAUUGCUCAUUAUCCAUCACAAGGUCAUCACUUUGCAGCUUCAAUGCACGCCUAUGUUCUUAAAUUGGGGCUUGAUAGGCCUAACGUUAAAGUCGGUACCGCCAUCGUUGAUAUGUACUCAAAAUGUGGCCUUGUGGAAUUGGCAAGACUCACUUUUGAUCACAUUUUCCACAAGAAUUCUGUGUCCUGGAAUACUAUGAUUGAUGGUUAUAUGAGAAAUGACAAGGUUGAUAAUGCACUUCAACUGUUUGAUGAAAUGCCUAAAAGAGACACCAUUUCUUGGACGGCUUUAAUUGGUGGAUUUGUGAAAAAGGGCCUUUAUAAGAAAGCUUUGCAAUGCUUUUGUGAGAUGCAACUUGAUGGGGUUGAGCCAGAUUAUGUGACUGUCAUUGCGGUGCUUUCGGCGUGUGCUAAUCUAGGUGCCCUUAGUUUAGGGUUGUGGACUAAUAGGUUUGUUAUGGGGAAGGACUUUCAGGAUAAUAUUCGUCUGUGUAACACAUUCAUAGAUAUGUAUUCACGAUGUGGACGUGUAGAUUUUGCUCGUUAUAUUUUCGAGAAGAUGUCAACUCGUAGUUUGGUAUCAUGGAACUCAAUGCUAGGUGGAUUUGCUGCCAAUGGCCAUGUUGAGGAGGCAUUGACACUUUUUGAUAGGAUGCAGAGGGAAGGAUUCAGUCCAGAUGGAGUAAGUUUUACAGGAGCUCUCACUGCUUGUAGUCAUGCUGGUUUUGUAGAUAAAGGGCUCAAGUACUUUGAUGACAUGAAAAGAGUUCACAAUCUUCCUCCUCGUAUUGAGCAUUAUGGUUGCUUAGUUGAUCUCUACAGCCGUGCAGGGAGACUAGAAGAUGCAUUACGUGUAGUCAAAAAUAUGCCGAUGAAGCCAAAUGAAGUUGUUUUAGGAUCGCUGUUGGCAGCAUGUAGAAAUUGUGGGGACAUUGGCUUAGCAGAGAUGGUUAUGAAAUUUUUGGUUGAGUUGGAUCCUAGCUCAGAUUCCAACUAUGUGAUGCUUGCAAACAUGUACGCUGCUGUUGGAAGUUGGGAGGGAGCAGGUAAGGUUAGAAGGAAAAUGAAAACUCGGGGGAUACAGAAGAAACCCGGAAUAAGCUCAAUUGAGAUAGAGGGUGGCGUUCAUGAAUUCAUGGCCGGUGAUAAAUCUCAUAGUGGGACAGAUUCAAUCUACGAAAUUAUGGAGCUUCUGUCUUAUGACCUGGGGAUAUAUGGAUAUAUUCCAGAAACUUUGUUACCAGAAUCAUAAGAUCAAAUUGCUUCUCUAUCUCUUAAAGCACUAAGCUUGCAGGAAGGUAUCCUGCUCCUAAAUAAGCUGUUACAGGGCAAGUGACAACUAAAGUUCAUGUAUUCAGCUUUGGGGUGGUACUGAUGGAACUUCUGACGGAUUAAAGGCACUCGAUGAGGAACGAUCUGAAGAGAGUCGGUAUUUAGCUAAGUGAUUUUGGAUAUCAAAGGAGAAGCAUAUGAGAUCAUAACCAUCAUAGCUGAUCAUGCAGGGCACUGCACUGCACUGCACUGCACUGCACUGCACUGCACUGCACUGCACUGCACUGCACUGCACUGCACUGCAUGGCCAUCGGCCAGAUAUGGAGCAUGCUCACUCGUUGAUCAAUUGAAGGCGUUUGCUGAUGACUUGGAAGACUAUUCAGGCAUCGAUUUCAAUCUGCCACUCCGAGUGAUGUUACACGGCUGGCAGAAUGAAGCGGGAUAUAAGCAAGAGAAAUUGCUGCAGCACAAGAGUGAAUACAUCGAGUUUAUACCAGGGGAUGUAUACCUGAUAGGUCUACUGGAUUUGCAGACUCCUGUACUUAAGAGCCGAUGCCCGUCAAUUUAUUAGUCAAUUCAGUUUGCUCCACUGUAUAAAUAGAUAAUUUUUUUCCUCUCUUUGGAAUGUCCACGAUUUUUUGGUACCUUUAUUUUUGUUUUGUGGCUGACAAAGAA
Beta vulgaris subsp. vulgaris (sugar beet) is the source of this 2702-nucleotide messenger RNA. Its product is annotated as pentatricopeptide repeat-containing protein At1g05750, chloroplastic. The coding region runs from base 505 to 2007 and encodes 500 amino acids. Lineage: Eukaryota; Viridiplantae; Streptophyta; Magnoliopsida; Caryophyllales; Amaranthaceae. Gene Ontology annotation, molecular function: protein binding; RNA binding. The record is from RefSeq and is a predicted model, not a curated record. Gene Ontology annotation, biological process: RNA modification. The transcript has 3 exons.